Messenger RNA from Aspergillus calidoustus, 1092 nucleotides. NCBI's taxonomy places the organism in Eukaryota, Fungi, Ascomycota, Eurotiomycetes, Eurotiales, Aspergillaceae. The record is from the annotation of a GenBank genome assembly.
AUGCCUCCAAGGCUUCAGAUCCUCCCUCUGGGCCUCCAGAGGACAUUAUUCCGACCAGUCCCCUCAAAACCCUCGCCAUUGUCCCUCCUCACGACCCUCCAAUCGCAAUCCCGAAAUGCACACAUCCUAGCCUCGCUCUCCGAUAACCCGGGCGCCUACAACAAGCGCAUCCGACGAGGUCGUGGUCCUGCCUCUGGGAAGGGUAAAACCUCUGGACGUGGUCACAAGGGUCAGAAGCAGCAUGGCAGUGUUCCGUAUGGGUUCAAUGGUGGUCAGACGCCGGAGAUUGUUGUUCAUGGGGAGAGGGGGUUUAUCAACCACUUCACCCCCGAACUCGCCAUCACCAACCUCGAACGAAUCCAAGAAUGGAUCGACCAGGGCCGCCUCGACCCAACGAAACCGAUCACGAUCCGCGAACUCGCCAAAUCCCGCUGCAUCCACCGACCCAAGGAAGGCGUUAAACUCCUCCUAAACAGCAACCGCCCAACCCCCGCAAUCCCAAAGUGGAAGAAGAACAAGACGCCGCCGCCAAAGUCAGCACAGGGUGUCCCGGGAUCCGCGCCCGCGCCUGAAGCCGUUGAACCCGAAGCCGCCGAAGCUGUCGUAGAAGAGACAGAGAAACCCUCCGCCCUCAAACAACCCAUCCAUGUCGUCGUCUCGCGCGCGUCCGCCUCUGCGGUUGCCGCAAUCGAGGCCGCUGGCGGCUCCGUGACGACGCGGUACUACACCAAAUCUUCGAUCCGCGCCAUCAUGCAACGCGAGACGCACCCGUUCUUCUCGGCGCAGUGGGACGCCAAGAGCGCGCCGGCCGAAUUCAACGCGGCUGCUGGGCUCGAGCUCUCAGAAGAGGCCGGUGGACCCUUGGAGAGGGAGCGGCAGAUCAUGCAGACUGGCGGGUUCAAGUAUAGGCUUCCGGAUCCCACUGGUCGUCGCGAUAUCGAAUACUACCGUGACCCUGCGCAUCGGGGGUACCUGUCUCACUUGCUGAGGCCGCUUGAAGGACCUAGUUUGUUUUUCGUUUCGCCUAUUGAGCGGAAGAGUGCGGCGGGUGUCAAGAAGGAGAGGGUGUUGCCGGAGAAUAGGCUCUGGUAG